GUCGCUCGAUCGUUUGUUUCACGCUGGUUGUCGCGCGUACGAUGUCGCGACAAGGUGCAAUAAAAAUGUUCAAUUCACAGAAUAUCCCUAUUCUGAUAGAGGAGGUAAAGAAGCGCGAGUGCAUAUGGAACCCAGAAUGUGAGGAUUACAACGACAGAACUAUUGCUUCUAUUGCUUGGGGACAAAUUAGUGAUAUAUUGAACGUGCCAGAAAGCAAAGUGCGUAUGAAAUGGAAGACAAUUCGAGACUUGUUCAAACGGGAGGUGAGAAGGGCUCACAUCAAACAUGACAUCAAGGAAUACAAAGGCAAAUGGAAGUAUUUUAAGGCGCUUUGGUUCCUGCAGCAAUCGUACUACACAUCUACCGAAGAUUAUGAGGUCCUGGUAGUUGAACCUGACGAGUCGCCGAAACGUAUUAAAUUCGAGCCGUGUGAUGAAACGAGCUAUAGUGAAGAAUAUGCAAUCGAUCCACUGCCAGAAGACAGGUCAAGUCAGGUGAAAUCUGAAGAAGAUGAUUACGACCUGAUGUACCUUAAGAGUCUAACACCGUUUUUGAGGGAAUUAGAUCCGAUAAGGAAGUUAGUUGUUAGGAAUAAAAUUCAAGAUUUGAUACUGAAUGAAAUGGCCGCGCAAGCAUCAUCGCGGAAACACUGACAGUUUUACUCCAGGGAUUUUGAUUUAUCAAAGAAGAUCAAAGACUAGUACACACAUAGUGAAGUGUUCAUGUUAUGAUCUUUAUGUGUGACGAUCGAUGGUGAUAUUAGAAUAUACCUAAGUUGUUAAAAAAGAAUUUAUUACAGUACAAUCCGUUUUUUUUGUAUAGGUUAAUUUACUACAUUAAAUUGUUAGUUAAUUAAGAAAAAAUACGUAAAAUUCUUUUAUGUUGUAUUGUUUUGACGUUAUAAAUAUUCAUUGAAAUUACAAUCGCUGAUUAAAUGUAUACAUGCAAGUACUUUUAUGUUUUAAGCAAUCCUUUAUGGAUAAUUCCAGUAUUCAUUUUUAGUUACCAUUCCUAAGAUAUCGCGAUUAACGAAGUUUGAAUUGAAACAGUUGAUCACUAUGAGCCUACAGGAGUCAGACAUACAAACAUACUAAAAUUUCAUCAGAGCUACUAAAAGCGUGUUAAAAAAUAACUUAUUUCUGUGGUUUAUUAUCUGUCAUCUCAAGUAAUACAGUAUAUUGUUGAAUUGUUAGUCGUCAUUUAGUUUUAAGUAGGUAAGUGGAGAUUAAAAUUGCUGUAAAUAAAAAAAAUAUCGGUACG
This is a messenger RNA of Colias croceus (clouded yellow), 1260 nucleotides long. RefSeq lists its product as uncharacterized. Lineage: Eukaryota; Metazoa; Arthropoda; Insecta; Lepidoptera; Pieridae. Gene Ontology annotation, biological process: regulation of transcription by RNA polymerase II. Gene Ontology annotation, molecular function: DNA binding. The record is from RefSeq and is a predicted model, not a curated record. The transcript has 2 exons. The coding region runs from base 42 to 653 and encodes 203 amino acids. Gene Ontology annotation, cellular component: transcription regulator complex; nucleus.